Messenger RNA from Mytilinidion resinicola, 1229 nucleotides. RefSeq lists its product as uncharacterized. The transcript is spliced from 2 exons. NCBI's taxonomy places the organism in Eukaryota, Fungi, Ascomycota, Dothideomycetes, Mytilinidiales, Mytilinidiaceae. The coding region runs from base 147 to 800 and encodes 217 amino acids. The record is from RefSeq and is a predicted model, not a curated record. Gene Ontology annotation, cellular component: precatalytic spliceosome; catalytic step 2 spliceosome; Prp19 complex. Gene Ontology annotation, biological process: mRNA processing.
GUGCUCCCUGGGAAACGCCAAAAGCAGGGUAAAAUAAAUCCCAUGUCGCUGGGCGCUUUCGAGCUGCCACAAAUCGACACCCCCUCACAUACCCUCACCCACACCUCAAUCUCCGCUCCGAGCUAUCGUUGCCAAUCCCGUCCAAGAUGCCACUUAUCAGCGAGGCGUACGACUCACUCCCAUACAUCGAUGCAGCCCCCUCCACACACGCCCUCGACUCUGCGCGCGCCCUGAUAGAUGCCGAUAUCAAGGCCGCCGGCGUCGAUGCAUCUGUCCUCCAUCCUGCCCUUCUACCGUCCGCGUCCUAUGUCCCGACGUACUCGCCCGCACUCGAGCAGGAGCAUGCCCGCCUAGCUGCAGACCCCAAGUCCAAAAUCAUAGGCGUGGAUCUAAGUCGGUACGAAGGCCUUGAGGAGCCCCCGGACGCCGACGAUGAGAAGCCCGAGGAGCUGGUUGCGUGGACAGAGACGCUGCGCAAGGCGUAUGCGUCGUCGGAGUACCUCAAUGCGCGCCUGACUGAGCUGGGGCUGCUGGAGAAGUUCGGCAAGAAUAUGUGGCUGGUUGGGAACGCCCAGUUGGAGGAUAUACUCAAGGCCCUGGAGGCGGAGCUGGCGGAUACGAAGACCCAGAUCGAGGCCACUGAGGAAGCGAGGAGGACGAAUCAGGGCGCUGUGAAGGGCGAGGUAGACAUAUUAGAAGAGUCGUGGAAGAAGGGCGUGGGGAGGGUUCUGGAGACGCAAGUCGCUGCGGAAGCACUGAAGAGAGAGAUACUGGAGCGUCGAAGAGCUGGGGCUGUUUGAUCUGGGAAGUUGAUAUUCACAGGCGGCGUUCAUCGGUCAUAAAAGCGUUGCAUACCAAGGCUAUGGCCCGGCGAGGCUUCACCUGACGACGAUGAGAUAGCAGAAUACCCAAGAAGUGACGUGUUUUGGUCUCAAUUAUCAUGACAGGCACGUAUAAGCCACCCAACGCGGUUAUGUGGGUUAUGGUGGACUUUCUUGUAUCACCGCUUGUGGUACUUGACUGCAUUAUUAGGAAUCCGCACCGACGGGCCACACGUUUGGUCUGUGCAUGAAUUUUGCACUCUUCAGGUAUUUCAAAAUACCAUAAUGCAGCGGGAAAAGUCUCGUAGACUUUAUGAUCGGGUCAUUCCUCAAAGGGACAUCAAAAGAUCUAUCACUUUGGGGCGACUAGUCAUACAGUCUUCACAGUCACGAAUAACGUUCUCGCUG